This is a messenger RNA of Saccostrea echinata, 2319 nucleotides long. Its product is annotated as mitochondrial Rho GTPase 1-like. NCBI's taxonomy places the organism in Eukaryota, Metazoa, Mollusca, Bivalvia, Ostreida, Ostreidae. The record is from RefSeq and is a predicted model, not a curated record. Gene Ontology annotation, biological process: mitochondrion organization; small GTPase-mediated signal transduction. The coding region runs from base 251 to 2188 and encodes 645 amino acids. Gene Ontology annotation, cellular component: mitochondrial outer membrane. Gene Ontology annotation, molecular function: calcium ion binding; GTPase activity; GTP binding. The transcript is spliced from 20 exons.
AGAGGUCAAUCAUGGCGACGAUUAUAUUUUUUUCAAUGGAACCUCACAUGUCUUGUGAAAAGUGUUGAUUUUACUUGAAUAUGUAGUGAACAUUGAGUUAUUUAUUCAAUACUCAUCUGAUAGACAAUUAAAGUGAUCUAUUUAUGCAUUGCUUUUACUCAUCAUGUCCACAGCAAAUGAGGAUUUGGAAAAUAAAUGAUGACCUUCUAAUUCCUUUGCGCUGUUAAGUCAGUUGGUUUCAUUUUCAACCAUGACAUCGAAGAAAGAAGUUCGCAUUUUACUUGUCGGAGAUCCUGGUGUUGGGAAGACCUCUUUGAUACUAACUUUGGUGAGUGAAGAGUUUCCAGAUGAAGUUCCAGCAAAAGCUGAGGAAAUAACCAUACCAGCAGAUGUCACACCAGAGAGGGUUCCCACACAUAUAGUGGACUAUAGCUCACAAGAGCAAGAUGAAGAUGUUCUUCAAGAAGAAUUGUCAAAGUCCAAUGUGGUUUGCAUCAUAUACUCUGUGGAUGAUGAUGACUCUAUUGAAAGGAUCACCUCUUAUUGGUUGCCUUACAUUCGGAAUCACCUCGGGGAGGAUCAUAAGACUCCUGUUAUAUUGGUGGGAAACAAGUGUGAUCUGAUGGAUUUUAGCACAGAGGAGGUGAUGCGACCUAUAAUGAAUGAUUUUGCUGAAGUGGAAACUUGUGUAGAGUGUUCAGCCAAAACUCUAAAAAACAUCAGUGAGAUGUUUUACUAUGCUCAGAAGGCUGUACUACACCCAACAGCAGCUGUUUACAACUCAGAGGAAAAAGAGCUAACAUUGCAGUGCAAGAAAGCUCUCACUAGAAUAUUUAAGAUCUGUGAUUUAGAUAAUGACUCUAUUUUAAAUGAUGAUGAAGUGAACUUAUUUCAAUUAAAAUGUUUCCAUGCUCCCCUCCACGCCCAGUCACUGGAGGAUGUGAAGGCCAUAGUGAAAAGAAACAUUUCUGAUGGUGUAGUCAAUAAUGGUUUAUCUCUCAAAGGAUUUUUGUUUCUCCACACACUAUUUAUUCAAAGAGGCAGACAUGAGACUACGUGGACUGUGUUACGGGCCUUUGGUUAUGAUGACAACCUACAACUCACUAAAGAAUACUUAUCACCCAAGAUUCAUGUUGGUUUAGGAUGCACAACAGAAUUAUCUUUUCAAAGUCUACAGUUUCUUAAGAUUUUAUUCCAAAAAUACGAUGAGGACAAUGAUGGCCACUUGUCUCCGCCAGAGUUACAGAACUUGUUCAGUACCUGUCCCAUGAUGCCCUGGGGUCCAGAUGUUAACAACACAGUGUGUACCAAUCAUAAUGGCUGGAUAUCAUUACAUGGAUAUCUGGCUCAGUGGGAGUUAACUACACUUUUAGAUGUCCCAAGGACAAUAGAGUAUCUAGCCUAUUUAGGAUAUCGAUACCUUAAUGACAGCCAGUUAUCAGCUGUCACGGUGACAAGAGACAAGAAAAUCGACCUGGAAAAGAAACAGACCAGUAGGAAUGUGUUCAGGUGUCAUGUUUUAGGGGCCAAAGGAGUGGGAAAGACAUCUUUACUCCAAGGCCAUUUAAACAGGAAUCUUAGAUAUGUGGCUACUCUGAACAAAGAACACCUGUCAAGUUUCACUAUUAACACAGUACAGGUGUAUGGGCAGGAGAAAUACUUACUGCUACAUGAAGUAGAUGUGGCCGUUAGUGACAUGUUGAACCCUACAGAGAUGAACUGUGAUGUGGCAUGUCUAGUCUAUGAUGUCACCAACCCACGGACAUUUGAAUUUUGUGCCAGAAUGUACAUGAAACAUUUUCUGGACAGUCGUAUACCAACUCUUGUGGUGGCCUGUAAGACAGAACAUCCAGCCAUCAGACAGGACUAUAUCAUGACUCCAGCCCAGUUUUGUAAUAAGUACAAACUCCCCCCUCCCCAGAGUUUUACCUGUAUAGACAAGGUCAACAAGGAAGUGUACAUCAAACUAGCCACCAUGGCUGCAUACCCCAACCUGAAACGUUUGGUCCAUAUGCUGCUUGUUCAGCAGAACCCACUCUGGCUACAAGAAAGAUUAAGAUGUGGUGCUAUGCAUGUAAGAGAGAUUAUAUCUCGAGAUGAGAGAUUGUACCUGAAGAUUGGUCUAGUCACUGCAGUUUUAGCUGGGCUGGGAUUCCUAGUGUAUCGAAUGAACCGCUCCUCUAGUUAAUAAUCAACAUACAUCUCUAGUAUCUGCUGACGAUAGGCAUGUCAUAUUGAGAUGAUGAAUUGAUUAUACUCAUGAAAUGUGAUCAAGUUAAACUUUGAUAUUGAAAUACCUUAGUUACAAAGUACACUUAA